Messenger RNA from Nerophis lumbriciformis (worm pipefish), 1524 nucleotides. The record is from RefSeq and is a predicted model, not a curated record. NCBI's taxonomy places the organism in Eukaryota, Metazoa, Chordata, Actinopteri, Syngnathiformes, Syngnathidae.
AUGUCGAGGAGCGCGGAGGAGGUGAACAAGCUUACCGAAAGUACAUACAAGAAUGUAAUGGACCAGUUCAACCCAGGUCUGAGAAACCUGGUCAACCUGGGGAAGAACUACGAGAAAUCUGUAGCAGCAAUGACCUUGGCAGGAAGACUAUAUUUUGAUGCCAUGUCUAAAAUUGGGGAGAGCGCAGUGGUGUCUCCCGUAUCCAGAGACUUAGGAGUGGUGCUGAUGGGAAUCUCAGAAGUCCACCGGAAAGUGUUUUUUGAGUGGGAGGACAAUUUUAAGAGGUUCCACAGGGAGAUUAUAACAGAGCUGGAAAGGAAGACUGACAUGGAUGUGAAAUACAUGACGGCCACGUUUAAAAGGUACCAGAUGGAACACAAGAUGAAGCAGGACUCUUUGGAGAAAUCCCAGGCUGACCUGAAGAAACUGAGAAGGAAAAGCCAGGGCAAGAACGCCAACAAGUAUGAGAACAAAGAGAGCGAGUGCUUGGAGACGCUAACCAACCGGCAAAUGGACAUGCAGCUUUUCAUCGCCGACGGCUGCAAAGAAGCUCUGCUGGAGGAGAAGCGCCGCUUCUGCUUUCUUGUUGACAAACACUGCAUGUUCUCCUAUCAGAUCGCGUCAUUCCACGACAAGGCAAGAGACAUCCUGACGGCGAAGCUGAGCAGCUGGCAGGACCAGUGCAACGACGCCACCGACAUGCCCGAAAGUGUCGUCACCAUGAUCGAGGGUCUGCGCACGCCCGUCUCUAUCACGCCGUUGCCCUCGCCAACACCAUCGCGGCACAGCUUGAAUAUCUCAGCUCCACCCGCUCCGUCUCAGAAGGCUCACGUCAGCCCACUCGUGAGCAUGUUUACCCCGGACAACAAAACUCCCAGCGGGACCAGAACGAGCAACAACAACACAGACCACGAUAGCAACGGGGAGAACAAUCUGGCCCGGUCGGUGUCAGUGGCCACGGGCCUCAAUCACGUAGUAAAAAGGCCUCGGGUUCGCACCAUCUUCCCCCACGCGGCUGGCAACAACAACACCUUGCUCAGCUUCGACGAGGGAGAUGUCAUCAUUCUGCUUAUACCCGAGGAGAAAGAUGGAUGGAUGUACGGCGAAAUGGAGAAGAACGGAAAGAGGGGCUGGUUCCCUUCGUCAUACUGCCGCGCGUUCUCGGAACCGCUCGUGAACAACAACAGCGUGUCGGCGGCGCCGUACCGCAGCCGCAGCGUGGUCAACCUGCACCACCAAGACACGGAAACGGAUGAGGCCACCAUGAUCCUCCCACCGGAGGACUAUGCUGACAACCGCGCCGCCGCCAAGACGUCCGCCAGCACCUUCGCCACCGCCAACCACCACCGGCGGCACUCGCCCACACCGUCCGCCGUCUCAACUUCGUCCUCCGAAUACCACACGACAAACCAGCCUAACGGCAUCUCCAGACCGACACCUGCCUACCUGGCGGGAGGUAACCCGUUUUCUACCGUGCGAUUACGUCCCACCGUCACCAACGACCGUUCGGCCCCGGUCAUCUGA